GUUUGCCCGAAUACCAAAUUUCUUUCUUUCUCGUGUUUUGCACCAAGCAGAUCGCUUGUACGGAAAUCGGUGAAAAUUACCGAAAUUUGUUCAUCCUAACUCACCAUGGACAAAACAUUUGUGCUCGCACGCGUUACCAAGGUUCUGGGCCGUACCGGAUCGCAGGGCCAGUGUACCCAGGUGAAGGUUGAGUUCCUGAACGAGCAAAACCGACAGAUCAUCCGCAAUGUGAAGGGUCCCGUCCGCGAGGGCGACAUUCUGACCCUGCUGGAAUCUGAACGUGAGGCAAGAAGACUCCGGUAAACUCGCUCCAGCUUCGCUAUGCUUUCCACGGACGGGUGCAUUCUGCUGCCCGCAGGUUAUGUUUCCACUUUGUGUACGUCGGUGUAAUACUGCUACAAACGGGCUGGCGACCAAAACUUGAAAAAAAGGGAAACCAAUCCCUGCCGGUGGCAACAAUGAAUGUAUUAUGUUCGUUAAACUUCGUGUUUGUGGAAGUAAAGAAUGAGAGGUGAAAGCUAAUAUAACGUGAGUUUGGUAACAAAACAACCCAAAUCCGAAGAUUGUUUAUUUCUAUCGACGUGCGUACGAUGUGUUGAACCGUUGAACGUGUCGUGUCCUGGUUGUUAACGGUUGGAGGAAACCUCUACGUUAAAAAGUUAGUGCUUUUCUGCAGCAACCAAUGCACGAGAAGAGUGUGCCGGGAGAAAGAAUUUCGACCAUGAACGUGAAUACCAUUCAAACCAAAGCAUCAAAUACACAACUAUCCGCAUAUGCGUUGUUUGCUCAGUGUCAAUUCAAAGCGCUGGACGCUUGACAAAAAGCGCGAACUGCAUAUUGUGUUAAAUCGACGAGAAGUUCUUUAGAGAUUGUCGAGAGUUCAGUUAAUAGGUAAUAGAUGAUAAUACGGCUGCCUUAAACCUGCUUCCCGCGUGAUAAUAAAAUCGCGGCAGAAGUGGUAUCUGGAAAACAAAGUGGCAACGAGGCAACCCAAACAACACACCCAGAGCGUCCAGCUUUGGCGAGAGUAAAGCAAUGCAGCCCGAACUAUUGAUCCCUACCCAAAACGAAAAGGACUAUUGCCAUUUUUGUUUUGGGGCCACCAAUUUAUUGCUGGUGUUUCCACAUGUCCGGCCUGAUCUGCAGAGCUUCAUCGAUAAUGUUAUUGGAAUUGAACUGACUACCGAAGCGCAAGAAACGUUUAGCUUGUGCGAAGAAUGUAUCGGAACAAUGGACAUGUUCAUCACGUUCCGUGGCAAAUGUCGUGCCCAUUACGAUAAAGUGCGUGGAAUGAAAAUUAUGAACCAAGCCGUAAAAAAGAUGUUUCCGUUACUACAGCUACAGCAGCAGCAGCAGCACGUCAGUACAAAUGCCGCAUCGCUCUCUAAUACGACAGCUGUGAAUGGAUGUAAUGCGAGGAACAUUAAUAUCCAACUGUUGCAUCCAGAAGUUUGCUUAGUGGAACCCACAAUGAAUGGCAGUGUCGAAGCUGAUAACGGCUCUGCUGGAAGCGCUUCCAAAAGAGUCUAUCCUCAGCUAUCACCAGACAUCGGUGCUGAUUCUUCAACUAAAAAGACACGAACUGAAAACGAUUCAGCUCGUAAGACAAAAUAUCAUCAUAUCCGGGAUCUUAUGAAACGCUUUCGGGAUAACCGAUUGCAGAAUAACGAUGUAUCACAUAGUCCAUCGCACACACCCGUUAAUAGUAUCCCGCGAACAAUUGAGAUUAUAAACAAUCGGCCGUUGACUACCACUCGCCAUUCACUUCCAUGUAGUAUCGCCUCCGCUAACUACACUCCGCAAUGCAAGCCUUGUGUGGUGGUAGUAAAAAAAUGUCUCGCACAGCCGACCGUUGCUGAUUCGUGCAAAUCGUAGUUUAUUCAAUAUUUUGUUGGUUGACGCUUUGUUUUAUGAUCUGUAAGAACUCUCGUAAUGGACAUGUAAUUACAAUUGUGUACAAAUAAAAAUCGAACUGCGGCGUCUGAGUACGUCAUUUUUUCAA
Anopheles stephensi (Asian malaria mosquito) is the source of this 2002-nucleotide messenger RNA. It is a transcript of the gene RpS28b, whose product is annotated as 40S ribosomal protein S28. The coding region runs from base 1036 to 1875 and encodes 279 amino acids. Gene Ontology annotation, biological process: ribosomal small subunit assembly; maturation of SSU-rRNA; translation. The transcript has 5 exons. Lineage: Eukaryota; Metazoa; Arthropoda; Insecta; Diptera; Culicidae. The record is from RefSeq and is a predicted model, not a curated record. Gene Ontology annotation, molecular function: zinc ion binding; structural constituent of ribosome. Gene Ontology annotation, cellular component: nucleus; cytosolic small ribosomal subunit; ribosome.